AUGGCCAGAAACAAGAACAAGAAGGGCCAAGGCCAAGGCGCUGCUGGAAACCAAAACCAGCCGGGCAACAGCAGCAAGCCCGAGGAGCAGAAGCCGGAGGAUCAGCAGCAGCCUCAAGACCAAAAGACGGAAGAGCAGAAGCCUGAGGGCACGACGCCGGUCGGGGAGUUUGGCAACUCCGCAGAGGGCGAGGGUGCCGCCCCCACCGACGAGAAGAAGCCGGAGGAGAGCAAGCCUAAAGACGCGGCUGCAAAGGCGCAAGACAAGUCUCAAGAUGAGAAGAAGUCCGAAGACGCCGCCGCCGCCGCCGCCGACAGUCAACAAAAAGACGAGAAGAAGCCCGAAACGGAAGAGCAAAAGCCUGCUACACCUCCCGGCCAAGAGUCCACCGACAAGAAGCAAGCCUCCUCGGCCAACCAAGCCGGCGUCGAGGACGAGGCGGAGCCCGAGUCCGUCGUCGACAAUGACAAGAAGCCCGCCGCCGACACGGCAAAGGAGCAACAAGAACCCGCAAAGGUACGCUCCCGCGACUCUGGCCGCACUGAGCUCGAAGCUGACGCCGAGGAGCCUACCGAGCUUCAGGAUGGCGAGGAAGACGGCGAGGGAGAGUACUACGACGAGGACGAAGAGUUUGACGAAGGCGAGGACGGCGAGGUCUAUGACGAUGAGUACUACUCUGGCGACUCGCAGGAUGAGGAAGAGUACGACGACGACGAGGACUAUGACUCGCAAGAGGAAGAAGAAGAUGAAGAUGACGGCAACUACACCACCGCACAACGGGGCGGCAACAACCAGCAGAUGUUGCAGCGCCAGAGGCAGCAGCAGAUGCAGCAACAGCAACAGCAACAGCAACAGCAAAUGAUGCAGCAGCAGCAGCAGCAGAUGCAGGGCGGCGGCGGCGGCGCGGGCAAGAACCCGCUCAAGUUGAGGCUUGACUUGAAUCUUGAUAUUGAGAUUACGCUCAAGGCCAAGAUUCACGGUGAUUUGACGCUGGCAUUGCUGUGA
Molecule: messenger RNA, 1005 nt
Organism: Colletotrichum orchidophilum
Lineage: Eukaryota; Fungi; Ascomycota; Sordariomycetes; Glomerellales; Glomerellaceae
Exons: 2
Coding region: 1-1005 (334 amino acids)
Source: RefSeq, a predicted model, not a curated record